AUGCGCUUUGGACUCGCUGUCGCAGCUCUCGCGUUUUUGCUUGCGAUUCUGAACCAGCCGGUGCAGGCAGCAGACGUGGAGGUCAAUGUAUGUCCUGCGGCCAAGUGGCUGUCGCUGCCCUUCCUCAGGAGCCACGCCAGCACCGCGACCAUCGUGACCCUCGUUGACACCGCCACCGGUGGCGGGGACCUCGUCACCGCCGGCGUGUCGUACCUCAAGACGGACAUCGUGCCCAAGAUCGGCGCCAAUGUGUUCUUCUUUGCGCUGUCCCUGCUGUUCCUCCUCAUCUUCCUCCUCUGGCGCUUUUCCCGGUGGUGCUGCUACGUCCUGUGCUGCUCCUCGUCCUGCGACACGCGGCGCCUGAAGAACGACCCCUACGAGCUGCUGUUCACGCAGCGCAUGACCGUGCACAAGGUGUUGAUGUUCCUGACCGGCCUGGCCGCCAUAGAGCUCUACAUUUACGGCAUGGCGGGCACCUCCAAGACCGUCGUCAGCGACGCCUUCACCACCCUCAGCAACCUGGACACGUACCUCACGCGCACCGCGGGCCACCUGGAUGAUCUGGUGGCGGCCGUGGCGGGCGUCAACCCCAUCAUCGAUGACCUCCAGGCCAUAGUCACCAACGACGUCGACGUCCCCGGGAUUGAGGCCAACAUCACGACCGUCAAGUCGUUCCUGACGACCGUCACGCCGCCUGCGACGCUGGCCGCGGCGAUCACGACCCUCGACACGCGCGUCACCACCAACCUGCCCAGCGCCCUGGCCGCCCUCAGCGCCAGCCUCGUGGGCGUCGCGCCCGGCAACGCGCUGGGGACGGCGCUGGGGACGGUGGCGGGCGCGCAGGCGUCUGCGGCCGCGAUGACGGCCGCCCUGGCGGACCUUGACGCCAAGAUCGCGGCCCCCAUACCCGCAUCAGGCAGCAACCCCACCACGGCCAACGCGGCCGUCGCGGCCUUCAGCACCUCCCUGCUGGCCGCAGCCCCCGGCUAUGGCGGCGCCUGGGCCUCCUCCCUGGACGCCAUCUCAGCGGCGGUUGACACCCUGGACGGCCUCCAGGGCGCCGCCAACAACCCCCUCACACUCCUGGACGCCAACCUGGGGACCGUGGUGGGCCUGGUGACCCAGAUCACGGGCACAGACAUCCCCGCCCUGGCCGCCGCCAUCACGGGCGUGCAGGGCCAGUGGGUGGCGGUGCAGCCCGCGCUGGUGGGCCUGGCGGCGCAGCUGGUGCACAUCAACACGACAGCCGCCUACGCCAGCGUCACCGCCGCCACGUCAGCGCUGACGUCAUUCUUCGCCUCCUCCCCCACGCCCGCCGCCCUGGCCGCCACCCUCUCCACCACCACCGCCUCGGGCCUCGCGCUGCCCCCCACAACAACCACGAUCCGCAGCGGCCUCACCGCCCAAGGCGCCGCCCUCAACGCAGCCCAAUUCGACGCGACGCCGGGCGGCAGCGACGGCGCCCUGCUCAAGGCCUGGGUCACCGCCGCCAAGGCCGACAUAACCGCGGCGGCAGCCAACUUCAACCCAAUGGCCACCGCGCGCGCCACGUUCUUCGCGACCCCCACGGGCGCCAACUACGACGCCCUCAAGGCCGCGGUGGAUACGUAUGCCGGCGCGGCCGCGACGACAACACUGGAGUCGAAGCUCGGGGAGCAGGGCUCUGCCCCCUCCCAGGCGUCCAGGUAUGCGGCCGCGGCGCCCCCGAUCUCGGCGGCCGCGGCGGCGGCGUACGCGGCGCUCCCGGCGUUUGUGACGGCGGCGGGGGGCGCGGUCUCGGGCAUGCCCGCGCUGGGCGGCUACGCGUCGGGCAUCGGCGCCGUUGCGCUGCCCGCGCUCACGCUGUUUGACGGCCCCCAGGCGGCCCUCGAUGGCAUCCAGUCCGCCGUGGUGACGAGUGGUGACACGGUCAAGGGGCAGGUCAACGCCACCCUGGCCACCUUCUCGGGGGCCACCAGCCAGCUGCAGACCAUGGUGCUGGGCAGGCUGGACACGGUGCAGGCGGACUACAAGCCCGUGGCCCUGAAGGCGGACACUAUCCGCUACCAGGCCAGCAUGGUGCUGUACGCGCUGCCCAUCCUGGUGCUGCUGGUGCUGCUGCUCUGCGCGCUGCUGGUCAACUUCCACUUUGGCACCAACCUCGCGGUGCUGCUGCUGCUCGUGCUGCUCGUGCUGGGCUUCGUGCUGGCGGCUGUGCUGGCUCUGGUGCUGGCCGUGCUGGGUGAUGUGUGCCCCGCGGUGGAGCCGAUGCUGCUGUCCAAGGUGCCCGCCAACAUGGAGCCCCUGGCACUGUGA
Molecule: messenger RNA, 2295 nt
Organism: Monoraphidium neglectum
Lineage: Eukaryota; Viridiplantae; Chlorophyta; Chlorophyceae; Sphaeropleales; Selenastraceae
Exons: 13
Coding region: 1-2295 (764 amino acids)
Source: RefSeq, a predicted model, not a curated record